Molecule: messenger RNA, 723 nt
Organism: Lathyrus oleraceus (garden pea)
Lineage: Eukaryota; Viridiplantae; Streptophyta; Magnoliopsida; Fabales; Fabaceae
Exons: 1
Coding region: 1-723 (240 amino acids)
Source: RefSeq, a predicted model, not a curated record
AUGACUCCUAAGUUGAAAGACCCAGAGAGUUUCUCCAUACCCUGUGUAAUAGGAAAGUUUAUCAUAGACAAAGCACUAUGCGACUUACGAGCCAGUAUUAGCUUAAUGCCCUUGUCCAUAUGUGAAAGGCUUAAAAUGGGAGAACUAAGACCUAUUAGGAUGUCCGUACAACUUGCAGAUGGUUUUGUUAAAUUUCUCGUAGGUAUGUUAGAAAAUGUUCCGAUACGUAUAGGUCAAUUCUAUAUUCCUACUAAUUUCAUAAUCAUGAAUAUAAAAGAGGAUUCCAACAUCCCUGUCAUAUUAGGAAGACCAUUCCUAGCCACUGUCGGAGCUAUUAUAUAUGUUAAGAGAGGCAAGAUUACCUUUGAAGUUGGUGAGGAAAAAGUCGAAUUUAUUUUGACGCAAUUCUUAAAGGAACCAGCUAUAGACGAUACAUGUUGUCUACUGGAUGUCAUCGACGAGUGUAUAAGAGAAAUGGAGAAUGAACAAACAUCAUACUCAAAAAUACAGAAAAUUCCAAAGCCUCAUACUUUUAAAGAUGAAAAUUGGAGUAAGGAAUACCCAGAUUACAACCUAAGAGAAUGCCUAGAACUAACGCCCGAUCAUAUGCCUUGCCCAAAGAAACCAGCCCUAGAACUUAAAACGCUACCCAAAAAUCUAAGGUACGAAUUCCUAGACACCGAACUCGAGCGACCUGUAAUAGUCAAUGCAGACUUAUGGUAG